AGGAUAUACUAGUUAUCUGUAGUCUAACAAUGGUAUGGGGUAGGUGUGGUUGCGGUAAACGCUACACUGGUGAAAGCUAGUGUAGUUGUUUCUUGUUGUCUUUGUCUCUGGUUCGUUUUCUGGCAAGUACCUUAUCUAUUCUAAGGAUGCGUUUGCUGAUAUCUCUGCUUUCUCUAGGAUUUUCUCUCUAUUUGGUUGGUUUUGUCCACUGGUGUUGCUCUCUCCAUGGCUUUCAGUGUUCGAUCCUAAUCGUUGUUGGCCUGUUAUUAGCCAAUGACUUACUUUCUUAUUUUACUGCCUCGAGAGUAAGGUACGGGGGUAUAUAGGCGUUGGUCUGCAGCGGGAUGAAGGGUAGUCGCUGGGAGUUAUUGACGGUUUCUUAUAGCUAUCUGGCAUUUCCU
Messenger RNA from Gilbertella persicaria, 401 nucleotides. RefSeq lists its product as uncharacterized. The record is from RefSeq and is a predicted model, not a curated record. The transcript has a single exon. The coding region runs from base 147 to 326 and encodes 59 amino acids. NCBI's taxonomy places the organism in Eukaryota, Fungi, Mucoromycota, Mucoromycetes, Mucorales, Choanephoraceae.